Molecule: messenger RNA, 2204 nt
Organism: Orbicella faveolata
Lineage: Eukaryota; Metazoa; Cnidaria; Anthozoa; Scleractinia; Merulinidae
Product: transcriptional adapter 2-beta-like
Biological process (GO): chromatin remodeling; regulation of transcription by RNA polymerase II
Cellular component (GO): SAGA-type complex; nucleus
Molecular function (GO): transcription coactivator activity; zinc ion binding; chromatin binding
Source: RefSeq, a predicted model, not a curated record
GGGAGGAUCGUCAUACCUUUAAGGGAUUAAAAAAGUGGUUGGUUUUGGUAUCCCUUAGGGUGUUUGUCCUUGAAAAGUCCGCAUCGGGAGCUGUUGCGGCACCGGCAGGGUACUGAGCUGAAACAAUAUGACAGGAGAUAUUGUGUUGUUUUAAAAUUGGUACCUCUUGGGGGUGAAAACAAUUCCAAGCCACUCUUACAAACAGGAUCUUGGUACCUCUUAGAGACUCUUUUUGAAAUUUGUGAUGGGCACCCCUGUCCUUUUUACAUGGGAAUUCCCCCCCACCCAAACCUGGGCAAGGCACUCAUUUUUGUCAGAACCCAUCUUAGUUAUCAAAUAGAGAUUCUUGAUUGAUUGACAUCAGUGUCUACAUGUAGUUGAAUGAGCUGAGCAAAAACUGAUUUUUUUGAAAGAACUCAAGUUCUCAAGAGCAGGACUCACCAAAAAUGUCAAAGACACAAAUGGGUGAUUAAGAAAUCAAUUCUUUUGUGAAUAUUUAUAAGAUCUUUAAAAACCUCAGUAACUGAUGGUUCCACGGGUAAGUCAUACCCCCAAUUUUGAAUACCAAUUUUUUAACGAAAAGUUAAUGGCUUGAGCACUUUGGUUUUCAUAGAAAGUUGAAUGAUUUUGAUUCUAUACCUUUCUAAUAUUUGCUGUUUCAGGGAUGAUGUAGCUGAUCAUAUUGGCACCAAAACUGGCAAAGAGACUAGUGAACACUAUGCUGAUCAUUUCAUCUCAGGAACUGUUGGGCAAGCAACAGUGGAACCAUUUAAGAAUAAGAUAGUCGAUCACACUUCAGCUGAUCAAGAAGUGUUAUCUCCAACACUGUUGCACCCCCCUGAACCUGUAGAGAUGGGCAUCACUGAACAGCAAGAGCUGGGAUAUAUGCCGCUCAGAGAUGAUUUUGAAAAGGAAUAUGAUAAUGAAGCUGAAACUCUUGUAAGUGGUUUGCAGUUCAGUUAUGAUGAUGAAGAUGUUGAAGUAGAUUUGAAACUAGGAAUUAUAGACAUGUAUUUAAGAAGACUCAAGGAAAGGCAACACCGAAAGAAUAUCGCAAGGCAGCAUGGACUUAUUGCUAGUAAACACAGAAUAAUAGCUCUUCGUAGAAAGUACAGCAAAGAAGACAGGGAAUUUCGGGACGCUACCAGAGUUUUUGCAAGGUUCAAGAGCCAUAGUGAAUGGGAAGAAUUUUUGAAUGGUCAUUUAAGGGAAAGGGAACUUAGAGCGAGAAUAAAAGAUUUAAUGAGAUACAGGAAGAAUGGAAUCACAAAACUGGCAGAGUGCCAAGAGUACGAUGAACAAAGAUUGCGACGAGAAAGACGAAAAGAAAACAAAAGGAAAAUGGUGGGUGGUGCACAACCGAGAAGAACAAAUGUAUCGAUGGGGAAAAAGAAUGAGGCUGCAUCGGAAGAAAAGGAUGAAAAAGACGGUGCACUCUCGUCACCCAGUUUUGCAGAUCAGAUGAAGAAUUGUGCCACGUACAAACUGUUAUCGCCGGUCGAAAGACAGCUCUGUGCGUCCAUACACAUGAAACCAGGAUUUUACAUCACAAUAAAGACAAUCAUAUUAAAGGACAAUCUCCUCAGACGUCAAGGCGUGCAGGUUAAAACUCGUUACCCACCGAACCUCGACAAAACACACAGAAAACACAUCAUGAAUUUUCUUAAAGAAAGCGGCUGGGUCGCCACUUCGGGGAAAAAGAAUGAGGCUGCAUCGGAAGAAAAGGAUGAAAAAGACGGUGCACUCUCGUCACCCAGUUUUGCAGAUCAGAUGAAGAAUUGUGCCACGUACAAACUGUUAUCGCCGGUCGAAAGACAGCUCUGUGCGUCCAUACACAUGAAACCAGGAUUUUACAUCACAAUAAAGACAAUCAUAUUAAAGGACAAUCUCCUCAGACGUCAAGGCGUGCAGGUUAAAACUCGUUACCCACCGAACCUCGACAAAACACACAGAAAACACAUCAUGAAUUUUCUUAAAGAAAGCGGCUGGGUCGCCACUUCGUGACGCUUACUAUAAAGUAACGUCUCAAUGUAAUUUAGGACAAAUACAAAUAUUGACUUCGAUAUUGUAAAUAUCAGUGACUAUGAAGGAGCUUAGUAUGCAAUGUCGUCAAAAAAUGUACCGUGUACAAUUAAGCCUGGUUUUCACUAGCGACGCAAGCACAAGCACAAACGCAAACACAAUAAUUGUUAUUUCACCGUGAA